GAGGAGUGAGGACUCAGAAAAAUUUACAGCAGGCCCUUCAAGUUUGGCUUGCCAACUUCUUGCUCUGCUAAAAUGAUCACGAAAGGGUGGUACUUGUGUUUUCAAAGGCUGCCUCAGCAAAGCUAGAAUACUAGAAACUUACAACAAAAAUGAUACCUCCUCGUGCGCCUGCUCUUGCCGACCUUUGUGGUGACAAUCGGGUUCUUCAGGAUGCUCUGGCACUUGGAUUCUCUGCUGGCGUCGCGAUGUACUCUUCGCCGACAGAGGUUGGAGGCUUUGCUGCCGUAGCUGGAUCUUCGCCUCCUGCCUCGAAGCCCGACUUGAAGAAAUCAACGGCCUCAGGUAAUCGUGAGCGCGGCGAUUUCUUGUUAAGGCGAGCGAGGCGAUUUCUUGUUAAGUGGUCGUUGUGAUGAUGGAUUUUCUUUCAGUUUUCUACACUCCUCGUCCUGCAAGCCUGAGAAAGAAAUCGAUCGAACUUCGGAAGCCUGAAAGAAAUCGCGCAAGCUGGGAGGUACUUCCUCAUCGACUAGUGAUCUCUAUCUCAUCUAAAUACAACUUAACACUACUCUAGAAUACAAUUGAUAGAGGAGGUCAGCAUCCUCUAUCAAUAUUUAGAGUGUUAAGGAGGAGGAUCACACUCUAGAAUACAAUUGAUAGAGGUCAACAGCAGGAUCCUCUAAUCCGAGGAUGCUGACCUCUAAUCUCCAACUACGCCUUGACACCACACCCGUUUCCGAAGGGAAUUUACGACUACUUGUACACUAGAGGGACGCCUCUGAACCAGCAGCUGCUGGAUAUGCUGUGCUUCGAUCCGGAAAAGUUUUUAUUUCCUGUGUUGGAGAAGAGCGGCGUUGCAGCAAACGACGAAAUCACCGGGAAUUUGAUCCAUAUAGCGCGAAGGGUGUAUGGGGCGGCGAGGAAGUAUAGGAAUGAAUAUGGCAAUACCCCGGAUGUAGGUCGCUUUUUUUGGACCACUCGAGAUUAAUAUCAUAAUUUGGAGAUAUAAUUACAGAAUCCGAGCAGGUGCGGCUUGGCCGUGAAGCGGUGGACCCUCAACCUUAACCUUAACCGAAUGGUCCUCUUUGUAUCCGCAUUACAGUCCCGCCCAUGAGUCCAAGUUCCCUUUUUGAUUUCCAUCUUCUAGCGCCUUGUUAUCACUAGUAUAGUAUAUGCUUAAACACCAAUAUCUGUAAAAGCGCAAGCCUUCAUCUCCCGCUUCGAAUGUUUAUAUGCCGCAACGAUUUCAUGCUGGAUAGCGACUUCACAGCCAAGCAAGUCGAACUCAACACAAUGGCUGCCUCGUUUGGAGGGAUGUCUGAGGCGGUGGAGGAACUGCAGGGGACAUUUGUAACGAGAUUGCAAGUUAUGGUGUCGAGGCUGUAGUGGGUUUUUUGAACGUGGUAAAAAGAGUAAGGAGGUUUGUUCUUGAAAACGCGUUCGCAGGACAGACUACUUAGUUCUCCAGGGGACGAUGCUUGAAAAUGAAUACAAUCUUCAAAAACUGAUCACACUUUUGCUUUCCUUCAUACUUCCGAGAUCCGCAAGUGCUCGCUCUUCUUUUCUCUCGGUUUUGACUGAAGGAGACCAAAACGCACGAGACGAAGCCGCAGUAGACAACUCAGAGUCAACAACAGUAGUCGAAGAAAUCUCAGCUGCCUUCCACAAAGCAGAGGUAGCGCAGAAAGUGAAAACUACAAGAAAGGGGAGUAGUGCAUCGUCGGGCGGUAGAGCAGGACAUUCUUCUAUUAUUAUGGCUCUCGGAGACUUGACCGAAGUCCUCUCUACAUUCUAACUCGUUCGAAGUACUGGUCUUGAAAAGUCCUAGGUUCAUCUUAUUAUUAUGGCUCUCGGGAAAUCGAUUACUUCUUGCUAGCAUUCUUUCCGUUACAGCAGCCGUUCUACUGUCAAAUUUCAAAACUUUCUAAUUUUCCAACCGGCUUCGGCCGCGCCUUUGCGGAUUUGAGAAGUCUCUACGCAGAGACGUACUGCCCAGACGAAAAAAGGUUCCAACUGGGUGUGCUUUUCGUCGCAGAUGAAGACGAAAGAAAUGAAAUGGACCAUAGAAAAAUGGAGCGCGGAAUCUUGCGUGAGUCCGGCAUGUUGUGCAUCCGCCGUAGCUUCCAAGCUUUAGAAUCUGACUUACAGUCCGGCACUUUAGUUUUGGAGAAUGGCAGCAAUGCGCUGUAUCACUACUUUGAUGACGGACUUGGGUCAACAGAGGAGGAGACUGGUGGAGGAGCGAUGAAAAAUGCAGGACUGGACUGGAAUGGGAGGGACGUACUCUUGCAUAUGCUUCCCGCACACUUGAUGCGCAUGUUUCCCGAGCUUUGAUAAUUAGCAAGUAUAGCAAUUAUACUUUGGUCUUGAGUGUACGAAUCUUCCUGCAUCCUAAGUGAAAAACCACCCUCACCAACACCACAGCCUCAAGGCACCGAGAUUGUUGGGAUAUAUUUUCGAUCGGGCUAUUGGCCAGGACAUUUACAUAAGCCCGAAGAAGAAAAUGCUGGUGCAGCCCCUAUGUCCGGUUAUUGGCCAGUCCGCUAUUUUUUAGAAAAGUCCCGAGCUGCAAAAGUACCAUCCGCCUUGGGGCAACUGGUGGGCAUGAAGAAGAUACAGCAGCUGCUGAGUGAGAACACAUUAUGAAGAGGAGAUGUUACUUCCUUUUCGUAGAUGACUUAACUUUCUCAGGGAAAGUUUUGUCUUUCUCACAGGACAAUCACAGACAUUUUCACAGAAUUUUGUUAUCUCAUCAUGCUCAGCACUAUGAAUUAUUUUACUCUAUUGCUAUUGACAUGUUUGCUCGCUCGGCGAGUCUCACCCCUUCCGUCCUCUAAUGAUUCCUUCAUCUUCCAGUACUUCUGCGAAUGUGUUUGAGAAAGCGGGGAUCGAGCCAGAACGCGCCAAGGACAUGGAACUAGCAAGAAAAGAACUCGAGCCGUAUUUUGCAGAACAAUUCGAUCCGUUUGAGGAGAUGCUGACAACAAGAAAACGGGAUCGACGAGAAAUAGACUUGCUGAGGCAGAUGAUCACGGCGUUCUGUAGUUGGUAUGAGAGGAGGAAAGCAGAUUUGUUGCAGAAGGAUUCGAGUACUACUAGUCGUCGUAGUCCACCUGCUAGUCCCGCCAGAAGUAGGCAUGAACCAUCUUCACAACCUGGAAAAAAAGAAGGACUACAACGAGAAGAUCAUAACUCGUUUGAAAAAACCUUUCCCGACGCAUAUGCGACACUAGUAAGUUUUUUCCCGCUUCUCAGCAAACCACUCUUGUAUCCCCAGGCUUACGUGAUGAAAAGCCAGAUAGAAGGGUCGGGAGCAGUGAUAUUUGACAUCGAAAUGCAGGACAUCUUGAUCGAAGCAUUGCGGCAACACUACUUGAUCGAACAGGAACAGGCGUCGCCAUCAACGUCAACAUCAAAAAACGGCCGGCUGACGAGUCGUACUGGCGAAACAGAAGCGGUAGGAGAUCAAGAAAAGAAGAAGGAAGAAAUACUUCAAGCAGCACGAAAUUUAGCACAGUACAUAAUCAUGCGGAAAAUUGAUGCGCCUAGCUUUCCAUCAGCAGUAGUCGUGCGCGAUGCAGCGGGUGAAGCGGUUUUGCAGUACAGGGAUGCGGCAGUUGUUAUGACAAAUGUAGUUGUUUGAAAAUCAGAAGAGUGUAUGCAGUUAGCAUGGCGGCGUUUGGCUUUAGAGGUUGUAUUGACAUCUGGAUUUAGAGGCACUUAACAGCUCCGCCUGGGGCACUUAACAGUUGCGCCAGAGGCGCUCAACGGUUUCGCCUGAGGCACUUAGCGGCCGCGCUUGAGGUAAUUAACGGCUUCGCCAGAGGCCCUUAGCGGUUUCGCCUGAGGCGCUUCGCGGUUUCGCCUGAGGCGCUUAACGGUUGCGCGUGAGGCGCUUAGCGGUGUCGCCUGAUCCGCUCGAUAGCUGCGCCUGAGGCGCUUAACGGUUGCGCGUGAGAUGCCUAACGGUUUCGCCCGAGGCGCUUAACGGUUGCGCCUGAGGUGCCUAACGGCUUCGCCUGAGGCGCUUAACGGCUUCGCCUGAGGCACUUAAUAUCGGCUGCGCCUGCGGCGCUUAACGGUUGCGCCUGAGGCGCAUAGCGGCUGCGCUUGGGGUGCGCAACUACUUCGCCAUGCCCCCUUGGGUGCCUCACCUGAACCGCUUAAAAGCUGCUGCUUCCCUAAGUGCUGCUACAACAGCGAUGCCUAUUAAUCCAGAAAAAACAGUGUAACAGGAAAGCCCGCCCAUCCAAUUCUACAUCACACUUUCAUACUCUGCGAAAUCGGGUUCUAUUCGUGCUUCGUUGGCGGUCCUGGUGGCGUCGUACGCGCAAACAGAUGCUACGGCCACUUACUGCGCUCAAAAGGGGUGGAUACAAAGCAAGGAGGCGUCUUCAUGGGGAAUGCUGUCAUUGAUGCACCGUUAUUGGUUUAAAAGAAUACAAAAAGGGUCAAUCUCUUUCUCUCUGGUGCAUGCUUCAGGAUUUUUGAAGAACAACACAUACAACAAAACCAAGUUCACUACACUUUUAUCCGAUGAAUCUGCACAUGAACAAAGUGUAAGCGUCAAGAAAAUCUCGACUAAGUCAACAGAUCAACCUGAAAUCAGAU
Amoebophrya sp. A25 is the source of this 4608-nucleotide messenger RNA. The record is from the annotation of a GenBank genome assembly. Lineage: Eukaryota; Dinophyceae; Syndiniales; Amoebophryaceae.